CAGAGUGGGCCACCCAGGAGGACCUUGGGCCGCACCGAGGAGGAGGAGGAGAGCAUAAAAACAGCAAUGGCAAAAUUUCUGUCCCAGGAUCAAAUCAAUGAGUUCAAGGAAUGUUUUUCCCUCUACGAUAAGAAACAAAAAGGCAAGAUAAAGGCCAGCGACCUGAUCACGGUUAUGCGCUGCCUGGGGACCAGCCCCACCCCAGGAGAGGUGACCAGACAUCUUCAGCUACACAAAGUGGAUGUCAGUGCUGAGCUGGAUUUUUCAGUUUUCCUGACAAUAAUAUACAGGCAAAUGCGGCAAGAAGAUCCUAGAAAUGAAAUCCUCUUGGCCAUGUCAAUGGCAGACAAGCAGAAGACUGGAUUCAUCACAGUGGCAGAACUGAGGGCCAAGCUGAUGAACUUAGGAGAAAAGUUGUCCAGGGAAGAGGUGGACAACCUUUUGAAGGACGCUGAAGUGGGACACAAUGGAAUAGUAAAGUAUGAAGACUUAGUCCAGUCAAUCACACUUCCUGUUGCUGAUUACUGAAGAUAAGAGCCAGGCUGGUGGCAGUGAUGGUGGCUUGCCGUGUUACUGUACGUGCUUU
Messenger RNA from Elgaria multicarinata webbii, 586 nucleotides. RefSeq names its product calmodulin like 4 (gene CALML4). The coding region runs from base 67 to 528 and encodes 153 amino acids. Gene Ontology annotation, molecular function: calcium ion binding. NCBI's taxonomy places the organism in Eukaryota, Metazoa, Chordata, Lepidosauria, Squamata, Anguidae. Gene Ontology annotation, cellular component: myosin II complex. The record is from RefSeq and is a predicted model, not a curated record. The transcript has 5 exons.